Chelonia mydas (Green sea turtle) is the source of this 1666-nucleotide messenger RNA. It is a transcript of the gene PMAIP1, whose product is annotated as phorbol-12-myristate-13-acetate-induced protein 1. NCBI's taxonomy places the organism in Eukaryota, Metazoa, Chordata, Testudines, Cheloniidae. Gene Ontology annotation, biological process: apoptotic process; DNA damage response; release of cytochrome c from mitochondria. The transcript is spliced from 2 exons. The coding region runs from base 341 to 508 and encodes 55 amino acids. The record is from RefSeq and is a predicted model, not a curated record.
CGGACGUGCCCGGUCCCGGCAGCAGACACGUGCCCCAGCGCCAUGCCCGGGCGCUGAACCAACUUGUGGAAGCACGCCAGGCAUCCUCGCCGCGGAUUGGCUGAAGGCCCAGGGGGAGGGAGGGAUUCCCUUUUGCUUUCCAUACCUCAUCACCGGCGAGGAAACCCCCGCCGACCCAGUGUCUCCCUUUAUCGCGCCGCGGCGACUCGCAGGCAGCCAGAGCCGUGUAGACGGGCGAGAGGAGAGCGCCGCUCGGCACCGUCCCGCUCCCGACGCCGUCCCCCGGCAGCCUGCUCUGAUCUCCCCGCGGCGGCUGCAGACCAGCGGCGAGCGACGCGAAAUGAUGCCGGGAAAGACCCUGCGCAAGGGUGCGCAGCAGAGCCCCGCUCCCGCAGCACAGGAAGCUGUGACCCAGUGCUCUUUGCAACUACGCAAAAUAGGAGAUAUAUGCAACCUGCAGCAGAAGAUUCUUAAUGUUAUUACAAAACUGUUCUGCCCAGGAACGUGAAAACUCUUCGGGAGAUGUCAAACAGAAGAGGAAGGAAGAAAACAAUGGUUUUGGAAAAUAUGGUCUUUGCAAGCUUGUAAUAAGUGACUUGAAUGAGAUGAGGAGAUGGAAUUAGCUGUAUGCAUUACUUACUGCUGCCUGUUCCUAUUGAAGGAAGGCUGUUGAAAUAUGAUUUCUCUGGAGAGCUGGACAUAUGUAUUGGCUGGUGGAUGUCAGUAUGGGGGGGAAAUUACAAUUAACCCUUCCAAAGAUUGACCUGUGGAGUGACUUGGAAGAGCAAGGAACCUUCUCAUCUGACAAGCGUAUCGAUGUUCUGGUUCAGGAGUUGCAUCUAGUUCUAUGUCACUUGGAGCAACAGGCAGAAGAUACCAGUUACCUCCAAACAUUGGACUGGAAUGUACCAUGAAAACCAGUUUCUAAGUUCUUGAUCAUUUUUAUUUUCUAAAAUGUAGACUCUAUUGUACAAACCUGGUGUGGAGCAUUAUCCUAUUUUUUUGUUUGUUUGUUUUGGUUGUAGCACAUGUACUGUCAGUGAUGUUAGUUGUUACGCAGAUGUUUCUCUAAGGAAUAACACUGUAAUUCUGUUAAUUAUGAGGUUGCCGUAUGGAUCUAGGAUGUAUAUAUGUGUAUGAAAAGAGUAUUUCAUGGAACUUAAAGAGAUGGCUUAUGGCUUAUGCACCAGAAAUAGUGCAGAUGACUAUUCAAAUGGUGCCAUAAAGAAUGCAUUAAAACAGAUUAAAGGAAGCAUAGUAGCUUAUGGUGAUUAAGAAAGUCCUUCAUGCAGUCAGUACUCUAAGAAAAUUAUUGAAUAAGAAAAAUGCAUACAUUAAAACAUAUAUUACAUAGCAAAAUAAGAUGAUUGACAGGUGUAUGAGUUUGGGGGAGAUUCCUUCACAGCAUCAGAAGGAAUAUUAAAAUAGAAUAAGUUACUGUUGGGAGGUAAUAAAAUUACUCUAAAAACAAAUAGAAAGUGAAACUAAAAUGGAAUCAGUGGUUUUCUGGAGGAAAAACAUGAAUUAUUUUUCAAAGAAAGUAACUGCUCAGAUUAAGAGGGAUGUCAAUAAAACUGAAUGUUACAGUUGUUACAGGAAAGUAAUGUAUUGCUUCUAAAUGAAAGCUGAGACCUUGACUGGAAAUAAAGGAUAAGAAAAAAACUCA